Molecule: messenger RNA, 1572 nt
Organism: Polyodon spathula (Mississippi paddlefish)
Lineage: Eukaryota; Metazoa; Chordata; Actinopteri; Acipenseriformes; Polyodontidae
Gene: mrps5
Product: mitochondrial ribosomal protein S5
Exons: 11
Coding region: 33-1232 (399 amino acids)
Biological process (GO): translation
Cellular component (GO): ribosome
Molecular function (GO): RNA binding; structural constituent of ribosome
Source: RefSeq, a predicted model, not a curated record
AAAGCCUUUUAUCCGGUGUCUGUGAAUGAAACAUGGCGGCCGCCAGAUUGGUCUGCUUUGCCCUCCGAACAGCAUUGAGAGGAGGUGUCUCUGUACCAGGGAGCAACUGUCAGUACGCUCGUCUGUCCCAGGCUUUGCAAACAAACUUGUGCAUCUCUUCAGCAGCUUCUAGCCUCACAGUGCAACAAUACAGACACAGCAGCUUCUUCAACAAAUUGACAGCUGAGGAGUUAUGGAGGGGAGUCAUGGCAGAGACUGGCGCGGGUGCAAGAAAAGGAAGAGGGAAAAGAACCAAAAGAAAGAUGAAGAAAGAUCUGAACAGAGGGCAAACUGUCGGCGAGGGACGUGGGGGUUUCCUUUGGCCUGGGCUGAAUAUCCCAAUUGUGAAAAGUGGGACUAUCCAGACUAUCUCUAAGAGAGACCAGGCCCAGCAGGAGGAGCUGCAGGCCGAGAUAAUCAGGCAGAGAGACGAGUGGGACCGCAGGAGGAGGAUGAAGGUGAAGAGGGAGCGAGGGUGGACCGGAAACUCCUGGGGAGGAAUCAGUCUCGGGCCCCCUGACUGUGGUCCAAACGGAGAAACCUAUGAAGAUUUUGACUCUCGGGUGAUUGAGGUGAAAAGUGUGUUUAACAUGACUGCAAAGGAGGGAAGAAAGAGAUCAAUCAGUGCUCUCGUUGCUGUUGGCAAUGGAAACGGUGCUGCAGGCUUUGCACUUGGAAAAGCAGCUGAUAGAACUACAGCUCUGAGAAAAGCGAAGAACAGAGCUAUUCAUUAUUUGUACUACAUAGAGAGGUAUCAGAACCACACUAUUUAUCAUGAUAUUAAUUCCAAAUUCAAGAGAACAACCAUCAGGAUGAAGAAGCAAAACCGAGGAUAUGGACUGCAUUGCCACAGAGCUAUCAUUACUAUGUGCAAACUAAUUGGUAUUGAAGACAUGUAUGCUAAGGUUUCAGGAUCAACAAAUCUGCUCAACAUUACAAGAGCCUUGUUCCAGGGAUUGGCAAAACAGGAAACCCACCAGAACCUGGCAGAGAAUAAACAGCUGCACGUGGUGGAGUUUCAGAAUGUGUGCGGGCCGCUGCCAAUCGUCGUCGCUUCCCCGCACAGGGGGGCCAGGGAGGAUCCUGAGCCAGAGGACGAGAUCCCUGACACAAAGCUGGACUGGGACGAUGUUAAGGCAGCUCAAGGAAUGAAGCGCUCCAUCUGGGCCAAUGUGAAAAGAACCAUCUGGUGAUCUGCUACAGAACCAACUGGUGGUCCAAAUACAAGGGCAGCAAAGUGAUCCUUGCAGUGGAGAAGCAGAGAACAAUUAAUUUCCUUUGCUGGACACACAGUAUAAUGAAAACAGUCAACAGGCGAGGAGUUUCUGUAAUGUUUAAUAUGUCAUGUUCAAAAAUAUUUUAAUGUCCUCCAGUAGAGGAAGCUGAUUUGUAAGUACUUCCUUACUGGUGAGUUUUUGCUUCACAGUCCAUGAUGCACAAUCCACUGGGACUUUCAGCCUGUUUAUAUUGCUACUAGUACUGCUCUUCCUCUGUACAACUUAAAACCAAGAAUAUAAAAUCUGUAUAAAUAAA